AGGACGGACGCUAGGGUCAGGAUGGCUGCACCACAGAAAGGAGAUCUCUCAGCAUCCGAAAGAAAGAUCCUACAAGUUAUUGCUGCUGGCGACGUUCAUGAAGCAGCGCAGCUUCUUUCCUCAAACGAAAUGAGAAUCAACUGUCUGGAUGAGAAUGGUAUGACUCCUCUGAUGCAUGCAGCCUAUAAGGGGAAGGCAGACAUGUGUAACCUCCUACUGCAACAUGGAGCUGAUGUCAACUGCAACCAGCAUGAGUAUGGAUACACUGCACUGAUGUUCGCUGGUCUCUCAGGAAAGAAGGACAUCACUUCUAUGAUGCUGAACGCAGGAGCUGAGACCGACCUGGUCAACUCUGUCGGGCGCACUGCUGCUCAGAUGGCAGCUUUUGUAGGUCAGCACGACUGUGUAACAGUCAUCAACAACUUCUUCUCACCAGCCAGGCUGGACUACUAUACCCGACCACAGGGACAGGAGAGGGAGCCCAAGCUCCCCCCCAGACUGGCUGGGCCCCUGCACAAGAUCAUCAUGACCACCAAUCUCAACCCAGUGAAGAUAGUCUUGCUGGUGAAGGAGGACCCUGUGCUGGUCGAUGUUACAGCAUUGGAGAAGUGUCAGCUGGUGCUGGAUCUACUAUGUGAACAGUGUGUGAAGCAGCAGGACAUGAAUGAAGUUCUGGCCAUGAAGAUGCACUACAUCAGCUGUGUGCUACAGAAGUGUCGGGCCUUCCUGCAGAAACAGGAUGACAAGCUGGAUUUACUGGUCAAAAGUCUAUUGAGGGGGAGAGAUAGUGAUGGCUUCCCACAAUACCAGGAGAAGUUUAUUCGAGACUGCAUUGGGAAGUUCCCUUACUGUGAAGCCACUCUUCUUCAGCAGCUGGUGAGCAGCCUUGCACCAGUAGAGAUUGGAAACAGCCCGACAGCAUUCUCGGUGCUAACACAGGCACUGACCGGUCAGAUGGCUUUUGCAGACGCCAACUACUGUGCAACAUGUGGAGAGAGAGGAGCUGACAGGAGGUGCUCCCUUUGUAAAGCAGUGACUUAUUGCAAUUUGGUGUGCCAAAAGCUUCACUGGUUUACCCACAAAAGGAUGUGCAGAUCGAUGCAGGAGCAGGACACGUCACAGGACUGUGACGCGCCUCGCCUGAAGGAGCUUAAAGAUGACGAGAGCGACCUGGUGCUGGAGACGGCCAACUUUCUACAGGAGCUUGUCCUGCGGGCAGAGGAGAAGGUGGCGGCGGCAGCAGGAGGCUGUCCGGCAGAACUGCUGUCAUAUCCAUCCACCUCUGAGCAGGGACCAUCCUCCUUUCAUGGCUGACACGUCAUGUUCAUCCCAGCGUUAACCUUCGCGCUUGCAUCAGAUAUAUAUACAUUUCUUUUUAGUUUAGACUAGUCAUACACAUGAAUGCAUGAAAACCAGUUGAAAUAGUGUGCAAAUGUAUUUGAUACAGUCGUAUAUUCUGAUGUAAUAACUGCAAGUGUCCCUUUCACAU
Molecule: messenger RNA, 1489 nt
Organism: Synchiropus splendidus (mandarinfish)
Lineage: Eukaryota; Metazoa; Chordata; Actinopteri; Syngnathiformes; Callionymidae
Product: ankyrin repeat and MYND domain-containing protein 2-like
Exons: 10
Coding region: 22-1314 (430 amino acids)
Biological process (GO): regulation of smoothened signaling pathway
Molecular function (GO): protein binding
Source: RefSeq, a predicted model, not a curated record